AUGGACAAGAAACAAUCUACAUCUACUUCGACCAGCAUCCUCGCUGGUGGUCUAGCAGGAGCAAGUGAGACAGUUGUUACGUACCCAGCCGAGUUCGUCAAGACACGCCGUCAACUCGAAGUCUCCCGCAAAGGAUUCAAACCUUCCUCCUCCCUCACCAUCCUCCGCUCCACAAUCGCAAACCACGGUCUCAGUAAUGUAUACUCAGGCUGCCAGACCCUAGCGACUUCAAACGCGAUUAAAUCAGGUGUCCGCUUCUUCUCCUUCGAAACAUCGAAACGGUGUCUCACGCGAGUGUCAGGCAAGAACAACACAUCCAUCAAUGUAGCUGCUGGUCUAUGCGCUGGAGUUACAGAAAGUGUUCUAGUGGUCACACCAGGAGAGAGCCUGAAGACAAGAGUCAUCCACGAUGCUUCUUCCGGGGGCAAUUUGGGCAAACAAUCACUUCCGGGAAUCGUCUCAGAGGUGGUGAAGAGAGAAGGCGUAUUGAGCUUGUGGAAAGGAUUAACGCCUGUGUUGUGUAAACAAGGUACUAACUCGGCGGUGAGAUUUGCAACGUUCAAUGAGAUCAGAGAUAGAUUGAAGGUAGCGUGGCCAGAAAAGAUGGGUGGGACAACGGCGACUUUGGUGGCGGGUGCCGGAAGUGGUGUUCUGACUGUAUAUGCGAGUAUGCCUUUCGAAAACAUCAAGACGAAAAUGCAGAGUAUUGGUAACACGCAUACUCGCAUGAUCCGUUGCGCUAUGCACAUGGCGAAGACAGAAGGGGUGAAGGUGUUUUGGAAAGCAACAACUCCCAGGUUGGUCAGACUUACUCUAUCGAGUAGCAUAACCUUCAUGGUAUACGAUCAUGCCGUGAGCAUCAUGAAUAACUUGACAACAGACAAGGCUGAGCUGCGAACGAUGAGGCAGAUGGCGUAG
Molecule: messenger RNA, 918 nt
Organism: Aureobasidium pullulans EXF-150
Lineage: Eukaryota; Fungi; Ascomycota; Dothideomycetes; Dothideales; Saccotheciaceae
Product: tricarboxylate transport protein
Exons: 4
Coding region: 1-918 (305 amino acids)
Biological process (GO): mitochondrial citrate transmembrane transport
Source: RefSeq, a predicted model, not a curated record